AUGAAAACAGCAGUUUUCUAUUUACCGGAAGAUCCAAUAUAACUUUUUGACGAUGUUCUAACUCCUGCACUUUACACUGUAAAAAUACAAUUCCAAGGUCAACUUUUGAAAAGACAUGCUCAAAAUUUUUUCGAAUAUUCCGACACUAAUGAAAAGGAUAUAAUAUGGUUGAUUGCACCAACUAUCCAAGCAACUGGACUUGGUCGAUUGUUUCCUUGUUGGAGUGAAGCACAUUUAAAAGUCACGUUCAAAAUGUCUAUGAGCCAUCAUCGCAAUUAUACUGUUUUAUCCAACAUGCCGGUACAAGCCUAUGACACUACUGAUAAAAAUUAUUGGUGGACACACUUCCAUGUUACUCCCCCAAUAUCCACUAUGCAAAUUGCUAUAGUUUUGACCACUUUCUCUCACAUUCGUAUUAACGAAAACAUCACAUUGUGGUGCGAAAAAUGUUCAGAUCAACAAUCUGGGAACUUAAAGUUCGUAAAGAGUCUUAUAGAAAAUAUCACGUUGCAUUUGCAAUCUGAAUUUGGUGAAAUAAUUAUUCCAAAAAUGGAUCACGUUGCAAUUCCAAAUUUUCCAUAUGAUGUCACGUCUAAAUGGGGAUUAAUCUUUCACAGAGAAGCAGAUCUUAUCUAUGAUGAACAAGUAGAUACAGUUAUGCGCAAGAACACAAUCGCACGUUUAAUAGCGCCUAAAAUAGCAUAUCAAUGGUUCAGUAACGUACUCAGCAUGUCUUGGUGGUCUCAUUUUUGGUUGCACGACGGUCUUGCUACUUUAUUUGGGGAAGAAGCUAUUGUUAAGAUUUUCAAUAAACCUAAAUUAAUGGAUUUCUUUGUAGUACAAAGUCUAUACGAUUCUUUACAUUUAGACUCUCAUAUUAAUAUAAAUCCUGCUAAAAUUAAUAAUCUUACGGAGAUUGAUUCAAUUUUCAGUUUUCCUCGGAGCAUGAAAGUACUGGUCAUUUUACGGAUGUUCCAAAAUGAAAUUUCCACUGAAGUUUUUCGGAAAAAUGUCCUCACAUAUCUACGGAAGCAUAUGUUUAGCUCAAGUGGUUCUUAUAAAUUCUCGCCGAUACACGAAAUCUUAGAGAGGAAAAAUUCAUAUAAUAUAUCAAAUAAAUUCCUAACUUGGAUAGAAAACGAGAGAUACCCUGUUGUGAGAUAUAAACAAGAAACUCAUUGGCAGGGAAAAAUGUGGCAAACGUACGAUGAUCUCGUGUAUUAUGGAAAAUGGUGGAUACCUGUAACUACAUAUUGUCCAUAUUCAUCUAAUGAAACCAUAAAAAUAUGGUUAAGCCCAAAAAAACCAAUUGCUCCUGUACCAUAUAUGGAUUUUCCCAAUACUAUCAGAAUGAUCAAUUUUGAGCUAGCCGGAUAUUUUCGUGCCAAUUAUGAUAUUAAAACCAUGCAACACAUUGUAUUUGAAUUAGAAAAUAUGAAUAAAGUUUAUGGUCAACCUAUAAGUGCCAUCAAUCGUGCGAAAAUCAUUGAUGAUAUGUUUCAUUUCAUGAUGGAACGUCAUCUCAACGUAUCUGUAUUUUGGAACUUCACACGAUACUUAUCGAAAGAGACAGAUUAUGUGGCGUGGUAUCCGAUGAUUAAAAUAUUUGAAUAUAUGUCGACUAUGAUACCAUUUUCAGUCGAGGAAGUUAAGUACAUCAAUAUUAAGGAAAAAUUUUGGGAAUUGGUUGAUAAACCAUUAAAGACACUAGGGUUUGAAGAAGAUUCAAUGGAAGAUGAUUUUACUAAAUUCUUACGACAAGAAAUCGUAAAAUGGGCAUGUACGUUCCAACACCAAAAAUGCUUACAUACAAUUUACGCUAAAUUAGAAGCGCAUCUCCAGGAUCCUAAGAAAUAUCGAAAUUCUAGAUUUUUACCAGGAUGGAGGCAGUGGACAUACUGCAAAGGUUUAUCAGUCGGUCAUAAUUUUAUGUGGUUCAAUUUAAUAAAUAUAUGGUUUAAAAACUCUCAACCAAACAAUUACGAGCUGUUACCGUACUUAAUUUGUUCUGGUUUAAAUGUAAAUAAUAGUUUAUUAUUUAUAGCACAGUUUAUUCAAGGCAAGAGACAAGAAAUUGAAUCUUACAAUCGGACUUACAUACACAUUUUUCAUUCAAUUAGUACUAAACUUGCUAUCCAAUAUGACACCCUUGAACGGAUGUUAAAAAAGCUUAACGAUAUAAAACCUAAAGAAAUCAACAUACUAACAGCACUAGGUAAUAUUAUCAACCAUAUGUAUUCUAAAACUAAUCUUAGGAAGGUGAGUAAAGUUAAUCCAAAUUCUAUACUCAUUUAUUAG
Molecule: messenger RNA, 2298 nt
Organism: Trachymyrmex cornetzi
Lineage: Eukaryota; Metazoa; Arthropoda; Insecta; Hymenoptera; Formicidae
Product: glutamyl aminopeptidase-like
Exons: 11
Biological process (GO): proteolysis; peptide catabolic process
Cellular component (GO): membrane; cytoplasm
Molecular function (GO): metalloaminopeptidase activity; peptide binding; zinc ion binding
Source: RefSeq, a predicted model, not a curated record